Nematostella vectensis (starlet sea anemone) is the source of this 3766-nucleotide messenger RNA. RefSeq names its product lethal(3)malignant brain tumor-like protein 3. Gene Ontology annotation, molecular function: zinc ion binding; protein binding. The transcript is spliced from 17 exons. The record is from RefSeq and is a predicted model, not a curated record. NCBI's taxonomy places the organism in Eukaryota, Metazoa, Cnidaria, Anthozoa, Actiniaria, Edwardsiidae. The coding region runs from base 133 to 3048 and encodes 971 amino acids. Gene Ontology annotation, cellular component: nucleus. Gene Ontology annotation, biological process: regulation of DNA-templated transcription.
UCUGUGGCAUUUGAUUGGCAGAUGAGAUGAACGACGAGCUAUCUUAUUGUUUUCUCAAAUUCAUUUCUGCAGGGAACAGUCUGCGGAAUCACUUCUAGGGGAACAAGUGAAUUCUGUGAGAGCUUUUGAAGAAUGAAAACAGACGGCACUUCGACAUCUUUGCAACACAACAGUAUUACUAGUACCACUGACCGUGCGUCUAUGGAGAUGGGUCCAGCAGACCGGCUCAUGAAUCUAGACAGAGAAAAAGAAAUGGCAGAGCCUCCAAUGAAAAAGAAUAAACUGGACGAGAAUCAAAUUUUGGAGGGGGAUAAAGGUGUCAAGAAAGACGGUACAGAGGCUGGCCUGGCCACUGACCCUGAUGGAGGUCCAAAGGCCCAAAUAAUGGAGAUUGCACAGCCUUCAAUUGUACCUGAAAAAAUGGGUGUGAAAAGUGAGUUAGAAAAGAACACUAACCUGCAGAGUAAUGGUAAAGAACAUUUGGAUGAUGAUGAAAUGAAAGGAGUGGAAGAAAAGAAGUCAUCAAAGGAUACCUUGGGGAAAUCUGAGGUCCCUGCUAAGACCAAUACAAGCACGCCAACCAAUGAUCCAUUUGCAUCACUAGACUGGAAGGAUGGCGUAGCUACAUUGCCUGGCAGUAAUCUAAAGUUCAAGAUGACGGAAUUUGGAACGUUGGAGAUUGUGAGUACGGUCGAGACGGAAAAAGGCGACUCAGUGGAAUGGAGCACUGCUACUGAUCACCAGAAACAAGACCAGGAAAUGGAGAAGAAAUCCAACAAACGAAAGGCUAAGCCGAUUCCCCCGGAUCAGAUCCUGUGCUGUGAGGUAUGCGGCAAGUACGGUCUGCCCAACGAGUUUCUCGCGUCCGGACGCUUCUGCAGCCUCAAAUGUGUGGGCGUGUCCACGGGGCGGAAAAACAAGGGCCGAGAAUUCGUCCGAUUCAUCAAGACAGUUGAUGGCAAAAUCAUCAAAAAGAAGAAGAAGAAAUCCGUCAAGGGCCAGGAGGAUGGACAAGUAUCAGCAGAGAAGGCGAGUACAUCAGAAACCUCGACCAGUACCAGCACUAGCACUAGCACUAGCACUAGCUCAAGCACCAGUACAAGUGAUGCUAUCGUGCCAAAGAAGGAGACGGUUGUUUCCCGUCCUCUCGUCUUCUACACAAAGAUCAAGGGAAGCAAAAAGAAGGUUAAGCGAAUUCCAUUGGAUCCCGCGACCCUGGCGUCCACAGAUAACGUGCCAUACGACUCAAGCAAGCCGUUCGUCUGGGUGGACUACCUCCAGGCAUGUAAUGCGAAAGCAGUUCCCGUAAGCGUCUUUCAGCAGGAAAAUCCAGAGCUACUGAUGUUCCCAAAACCAUGCACAGAAUUCAAAAAGGACAUGAAACUUGAGGCGGUGGAUCCCAAGCAUCCGUCGUACAUUUGCGUAUGCACCAUAGUCCGAGUGAAGGGGGCACGACUUCGGCUCCACUUCGACGGAUGGUCGGAGAGCUACGAUUUCUGGACGAAUGCAGAUUCGCCAUUUAUCUACCCUGUCGGCUGGUGCGAAAAGAACGGACAAAUAAUCAGUCCACCCAGGGGUUUUAGCAAGUCAGAUUUUAACUGGGAAACUUACCUGACAAAAAUGAAGGCUUUGCCAGCGCCGAGUCAUCUGUUUAAGCCGGUUUCCCCGACCAAACACGGCUUCAAGACCGGUAUGAAGCUGGAGGCCAUCGACCGUAAGAACCCGGAUCUAAUCUGCGUUGCCACGGUAACCAACGUGAUUGGCAACCGCUUCCUCGUGCAUUUUGAUGAGUGGGAUGACACGUAUGACUACUGGUGCGAGGAAGACUGUCCCUACAUCCACCCGGUGGGGUGGUGCGCAGCCAACGGCGGGAAACUCAACCCGCCCAACGAUGAUGAAGUUGAUACGUUUCAAUGGGAGGAAUACCUCAAGAAAACUAAUUCCCUGGCCGCUCCGCCAGAACUCUUCAAAAAGAGGUUUACGCCAGGAUUCAAACCUGGUCAUAGGCUGGAGGCUGUGGACAAGCGUAAUCCCUCGCUGAUACGCGCCGCUACCGUGGUGAAGGUGGUGGAGUACCGAGUGUUUGUCCACUUUGAUGGCUGGGAUGAUAUCUACGAUGAUUGGUACGACGCUGACUCUACGGAAGUUCACCCUGUCAGCUACUGUGAGAAGACUGGACACCCCCUGGAAGCACCACUGACCCGUGAAGACAAAAUCUCCUCUGCUGCGUGCCCAACUCCCGGAUGUAAAGGCAUCGGCCACGUGAAGGGUGCCAAAUACUCGAGCCAUCACAGCACGUUCGGCUGCCCUUAUUCCUUACAGAACCUGAACAAGGACUCUUGUCUCGUGGACAGACUCUCCGCGAACUCCAUGAGUGAGGAGUCCGACUGGUCUUACGCCAGGAAGGAUAAGCCACCUGUCCUGGCGCCUAUUACCAUCAAAGAGGACACGAACCCUACGAGUCCAACCGAUCAGACGUGCCCCACACCUGGUUGCGAUGGUAACGGCCACGUAACCGGACAGUGGAAAACUCACUUCACCUCGUCUGGUUGUCCUCUUAGCGAUAACAACAUGUCGCGCACUACCCGGCGUGCCUCACGAUCCGGCCCUACAAGCCCCUCGGGUUACACGCCAGGAACUGGGAAAGCAAGCAUUGUGUCAACCCGCAGUGCAUCACGGGUUAACAAGUUUAAGGAAGAGAAGCCUUCUCGACCAAAAUAUGUCGAAAAGGCGGUUCAGCACAUAACACCGUACGUACACGCUUGGACCUACGGCGGCUAUGGCAACUACCCUAUGAACGGGCUGAACGACUCGUAUCUCUACGACGACAAGCCCUCAGCCGAGCGCAUGCGCAUGAGCAAGUGGACGCUGGACGAGGUCGAGAACCAUGUGCGCUCCCUCGGUUGUGUCGAGCAGGCAAAGAUCUUCCCUGAACAGCAGAUUGACGGGGAGGCGUUUCUUCUUCUCACGCAACAAGACCUUGUUAACAUCCUCAAGAUUAAACUGGGACCCGCACUCAAGAUCUAUAACUCCAUUCCUAAGCGUUAGACUGAUACGUCUAGAAUUUCCCUUAAACUCGGUCUAAUAUUAUGCAAAACAACCUGUAGUCUAAGUCAUUCUUUGUAUCAUUGGUGGAAAGACGCCAUUCUCUUUCAUAUGUCCUUUGUAAAAUUCCGAUUCUUCUGAGGAGGUGGGUGAUCUGCCGGCCAAAUACGGUCCCUGAACUGGCGCGUUUUACUACUGUGUCUUGAAGGUUUCUUUCGUCUGACCACAUGCGAGAGCUUUGUCAUAUUAUUUUUUAAAUGUGGACGCAUGGCCCAUGGAAAUUUUAAAGAGUCGUUAACCAAGACUCGGACCUCUUCUCGCAAUUGAUUGGUCAGGACUCGGAUAAAUUCUCGUGAUUGGUCGAAAGACAAUUAGCAUCAAACAUUCAUGUAAGCUAGUAAGGGUAACUAUGUUUCAUUGUAAAAUAAGCGAAUUUCACGUAAAGUAGUACAUCGGGGGAUUGGCUAUAGUAUUUUAGCACUGCUUGUAAAGGCCCGGUGAGUCUGUUGCAAGGACGACUGACAAUCGACCAAAGCCCGAGAAGCACCAUACUUUAAAAGACCCGCUUAUAUGCUUACCAGUUUUAUAGUUUGGUUUUAUAAUAAAACCAAGACUAACCCACACAGUGUGUAAAUAGUAUUUAAAGAAGCUUAGCAAACCCAAAUAUUCUUGAUGAUGUCAAAGUAAAAAUUAACUUUCAAUAAAGUUUAUAUAUAAUUUU